Molecule: messenger RNA, 2092 nt
Organism: Manis pentadactyla (Chinese pangolin)
Lineage: Eukaryota; Metazoa; Chordata; Mammalia; Pholidota; Manidae
Gene: CCDC65
Product: coiled-coil domain containing 65
Exons: 8
Coding region: 241-1737 (498 amino acids)
Biological process (GO): axonemal dynein complex assembly; regulation of cilium movement; cilium-dependent cell motility
Cellular component (GO): axonemal dynein complex; axoneme
Source: RefSeq, a predicted model, not a curated record
AAGCGAGAGUUUAGCCGGAUCCUCGUUGCUAGGAGACGGAGAUGCGUCUUUCGGCUGGAGAUCCAAAUUCCCUGCAAUUCCAGCCUCUUUCUUACCUGAAGACUGAGAUCUAAGGUCCCACUACCGUCCAGGUGCAGUUCCAGAAGGCCCCAUUUUGGGGACGGUUUCCUCCUUUCCCGUCUACAGCCGGCAGAGGCAGUCCGAGGAUACUUGCCCAGAUAUCCAGUCUCCUACUCAGCUAUGCCCAAGAAAGGGAAGAAGGCCAAGACGCCCCUCUCCGAUGAGGAGCAACUGCUUUUGUUUCAGCAGAAGUUGCUGGCAGAGGAGGAGAUGGCCAAGAAGAAAGAGAGGCUCCUGAGCCAGUUCUUGAAGGAUAAGCUGGCCAAGGAGGAGCACAAUAGUGCUCUGAACCUUAAUAAGAUUAACACACAAUGGAGAACUGUCCUUAGGGAAGUCAAGACCAGAGAGCUUCAUAAGGACAUUGAGAUCCUCCGCCAAACAUUUGAACGAGUUGUGGACUGCAAGGACAGUGUCAUCAAGUCUUUAGCUAAGGACCUGUCAGAAGCCGAGCAGCAGCAUGCCCAUGCCCUGUGCAGCCACUUGCACAACAUUGACCAGCUCUUGGCCCUGCAGAGGUGCCGGCUCAGCCUCCUAGAGGAAAGUUACAACAUGGAGCUGGAGGCCCUAACCAAGGAGUUUGAGACAGAAAGGAAGAUAAUUAUUGACCAGCAUGAAAAAGAGAUACACUACCUACAAGAUGUCUUCAUGGCCAUGGAGCAGAAUUAUAUAGAUUAUGAGUAUGAAAGCAAGCUGGAGUUCCAGAGCACAUGGGACGACCUCAAAAACAAGAAUUUAGAAGAGAAGCACUUUUUAAGACUGCAGCUAGAGAAUACAGUAGAAGAUCUGUGGAGACGGUUCCAGGAUGCACUCAAGAGUUACACUGAUGCCACAGAGGAUCAGAAGGUUGCCUUCGAGACCCUGAAGGUGAAGGAUGAGAGGAGCUCCAAAGAGAUUGAAGCACAGAUGAAAAAAAUACAGAGACUACAGGAUUCCAUAACUAUUUUAAAAGGCAAGAUCAUGGUGCACAGCCAUGAGAGUGAAGAGCAGAACCAGUACAUUCGUGAUGACAAGGAGUUGAUCCUUGCACAGCUGCGUAAACUUAAGGCCCAAAGGACUCAGGCCCGGGGAAUAUCACAGGAGAACUUAGUCAAACUCACUCUGGAAAGUAACGCCACCCUCAAGGCCCUGAGAAAGAUCGUCGAUAAGGGUGAAAAGAUCCUUAAACUUGCUGAAAUUUGUAGGAAAUUUGAAACAGAGGAAGAAAAAGUGCUGCCCUUUUAUUCAUCAGGUUUGACUCCCAAGGAGCAAAGGGAGAUAGAGGAAAUUAAGCCAGAGGAGCUCACUGAGGAGCUGGCAAAGGUGAUAGCAAACUACACAGGGAUGGAGAAUUUCUGGAAAAGGUACAACAAAGUGAAACUGGAGCAACUGAGCCUCCAACACAGACAUGCCCAGUUGUUAGAAAUCAAUGGGAAGUUGCGGGAGAUGCUCAAGCAGUACUUAGAUGGCAUCUCAGUGAGUGAUGAGGUGCUGAGCCAGCUCAAUCCACUCUUCAUCGUCAACCACCGGAGCAACUUACCCGAGCCCUCGUUCACACAUCCAACCCAGCCAGGUGACAACCAACCUCCGACCACUUACAACAUCAUUGAAGCAGCCCACGUGAUCUCCCACAUCCUGUGACACAAGGAGAAAAUCUCUUCUCAACCCCAGAGAAUUUUUUGAGAGACCUGAGGAUUUUGCUAUUAAAAAUUUCCAUGGAGUGGUGGGCUCCUUCUAUCUUUGCCAUAUUGGACAGAGCAGUCUGCUUUGAGGAUACUAGGAAUACAGCAGCCCCAGGGAGUGGAGCGAAUAGCUAGGCAACUAUCAGGAGACUUACUGCUCAGUGAAGCAUUGCUGCUCAGUCAGGGCACCAUGGGAGCCAAAAUCCAUUCAGGAUCUAGAGAUCCUGUGGGAAGAUUCAAGAACAAGUCCUUGGGGUAAGUUAGGACAGGAAGAGAAGGCCAGGGGAAGAGGUGACCCAAAGCCUCCAACCACC